AUGCCCCGAGACGAACGGCGGGGCAGGGAGCGGGAGGGCCACAAGGAACGGGGAGAGAGGGAGAAGGAGCGAGAGCGACUGGUGGAUAGAGACAGAGGACGGGGCGAUCGAGAUCGGGAUAGGCACAGAGAGCGAGAGAAGGAGAGAGAGCGCCACCGAGAGAAGGAAAGAGAAAGGGAGAAGGAAAGGGGGGAGAGGGACAGGCUCCGGGAGAGAGAGAAGCAGCGGGAGAGGGACAGAGAACGCGAGCGGGAACGUGAGCGCGAGAGAGAGAGGGAACGAGAGCGAGAGCGAGAGAGAGAGAGAGAGCCAGAGAGGGCAAGGGACAGACUGGACCGAGACAGAGAUAGAAGCGGUUCUUUCUACAGGCGGAGCACUUGGCGUUCUGACAAUCGCAAGCCCUAUCGGUUUGACUCUCCGCCGCGUCUUGACGGGACGGAGGAGGACGGGGUAUCCACAGCGGCUGCAUUUGCAGCAGUGCCUGGUGCUGCUGCAGCUCUCAGCGGUGUAUUGACGGCGGGCACUACAGCCCUUGCAGGAGCUGCGGGAGCUGCGACUGGAGCUGUUGCUGCGGCUGGCAGCGCGGCUAUCCCCGGAGCGGCAGGCCUCGUGCAGCUCGAUCCAGCAACGACCAAAGCAGCAAGGGAGCUGUACAUUGGCAACCUUCCCCCGAACGUCGAGGUUCCGCAGCUCCUCGAGUUUUUAAAUGCAGCCAUGGCAGCCGUUGGAGGAGGCGUUCUGCCAGGGCCUCCCGCAGUCAAAGCCUGGCGCAGUAGUGAUGGGCACUAUGCGUUUGUGGAGUUUCGGACGAUGGAGGAGGCAUCGAACGCCAUGCAGCUGAACGGGCUGAGCUGUCUAGGGUUCAAUCUGCGGAUUGGAAGGCCUAAGACGUAUCCUAUGGAGCUGCAGCACAUCGUGCCUGCCCCGACGAUUCCCUUGCUACACCCAGCGGCAGCCCUCGCGUCUGCAGUCGUCACUCAGCUCACACAGCCAACGCAAAUGCCCCUUGGAGAAGUUGCGUCCGUUGCAGUCAACGCCAAGGCGGCGCUCGAGGCAGCACAGGCUGCAGCCAGAGCUGCUCAAGGUCAAAAUGGGGUUGAGGGGCCUUCUCAACCCGACAGGCUCUGCGUCUUGGGCCUCCCCGCGAGUAUGCCAGAAGAGAAGAUCCGCCAGCUGGUGGAGACUUUUGGGCCUCUUAAGACGUUCCACGUGCUCAAGAAAGACACUGAUGAUUCCCAGGUGGUGUGUGUGAUCGAGUACCAGGACACGGACUCGCAGCAGCAGGCUAUGGAAAUCCUUCACACGAAUUCUCCCUACAGAGUUGUCACUGCCGAGCAAGCCAUUAACGAGGGGGCUGUUUCCUCCUUCUUAAAAGAAAAGAUCUCUCUCGCUGGAUCCAGCGCUGCGCCACCACUGCUGAGGCCCCAAGUCUGCACUCGCGUUCUGGUCCUCCACAACAUCGUCACCCCCCAAGAUCUGCAGGAUGAUGACGAGUAUGCAGACAUCGUGGAGGACAUUCGCAUUGAAUGCGAAGAGUGCGGAGGCCGAGUAGUUGAGGUGCAGGUGCCUCGUAUGUGCCAAGACCCUUGCCUGGAUCCUCGGCAUAUCCACUAUCUUGACGAUGCCGCUCAGAAAACGGAGGACGGAGUGGACGCCGGCGAUGCUGCGGGCUCUGCUGUAGCUAUGGGAGUGAAGAGAGAGGAGCAGGGCAGGGGGCCAGCUGCUUCUGGGAGUGAGUCGGCCUCCGCAAAGGCAGAACAAACUGGGGUCAAAACGGAGGCAAAAGACAGUAAAGAGGGUGACGGAGACGAGAUGGUUACCGAGGAAAUGGUGCUGGACGCCGUGCAAGGCAAGACAAAGGUCAUGCCUCCGAUGGUUGGAUAUGCUUACGUCGCUUUCAUAGACUGCGAGGCUUCGGCGAAUGCGCGAAAGGCGCUAAACGGAAGGAAGUUCAGUGGUCGUGUGGUGGAGGCGCACUAUUUCUCCGAGUUACUCUUCCUGCAAAGAGCAUUUGCAUCUCCUACGCCCAACUUUUACAAGGGGCACUCCUGUCUGCAUUCGCCGGCCCUCGCUGCCCUUGUGAAGAACCUCAAGGAGGAAGCAGCUUCUAGCGGGGAGCAACAGCAUUCGUAA
Messenger RNA from Cyclospora cayetanensis, 2133 nucleotides. Its product is annotated as splicing factor U2af large subunit B. The transcript has 7 exons. NCBI's taxonomy places the organism in Eukaryota, Apicomplexa, Conoidasida, Eucoccidiorida, Eimeriidae. Gene Ontology annotation, molecular function: poly-pyrimidine tract binding; pre-mRNA 3'-splice site binding. Gene Ontology annotation, cellular component: nuclear speck; U2-type prespliceosome; commitment complex. Bases 1 to 2133 code for a protein of 710 amino acids. The record is from RefSeq and is a predicted model, not a curated record.